Diaporthe citri is the source of this 1470-nucleotide messenger RNA. RefSeq lists its product as uncharacterized. Bases 1 to 1470 code for a protein of 489 amino acids. Gene Ontology annotation, molecular function: protein serine/threonine phosphatase activity. The transcript is spliced from 4 exons. The record is from RefSeq and is a predicted model, not a curated record. NCBI's taxonomy places the organism in Eukaryota, Fungi, Ascomycota, Sordariomycetes, Diaporthales, Diaporthaceae.
AUGAACUCCCUCAAUUUCGUCUCCUCCCGCGUCUCUCCCUCCUCCAGCCCGGGCCCCUCGCGUUCCAACUCCCUUGGCUCAAUGGGCAUCACCGUCACCGCGGAGGAGGAGGAGCAGCAGCAGGAAGCUUCCACCGCGGGCCUCGACGAGAAAUCGCCUAAUUCCGCGGACCCCGACCAUCGCCAGCCCGCUGGCGCCCCGGCCGAUGAAAAUACCCCUCUGCUGUCAGGAAGCCAUCCCAAGGAUUCCGGGAUAAGGCAGUCGCUCUGGCACCUGAUCCCCCGGCGCAUCUUCAGCGCUGUCAUCGGUUCGCUGCGCUGGGUUCUGUCCACUCUGGCUGCACCUGGUGUCUACCUGGUCGCUUGUCUCUACGACGAACACGGACACUUCGCCCCUUGGCUACAAUUCAAGAGACUAUUUGGCGCAUACCACGCGGAUCCGCGGAAGAUGGCUGCGGCAAUGCAAGAGAAGGCCGCGCUGGAAGACAGUGCUAAUUCGAGUCGAGGCGAAACAAUCAACAUAGGCCGAGGAAACGCCAUGACAACACGGCCUAUACCAUCAUCGGGCUCCUCCACGUCAGGGCUCUCCAGCGAGUCCGAAUCUGAGAUGGACAGGGAAUCUAGCAGCAGGCAUCCGCGAUCCAAGUCCCUGCAAAGCUCUGAGGAGAUCAGCCCUUCGAGGCGGUCCAUAAGGAUCAAAUUACACAACGAGGAAUCACUCCGGCAGCGCAAUCAGCAGCAAAAGGACAUAUCAGCCCACCUCAAGUCGCCGACCUCUCCUGUCGGCGCCCUGACGAAGUACCCCAAAACUCCUGCACCCCCGAGACCGCUCAUCCCACGACGCCAACCAUCGUAUAUCAAUGUGGAGGCCGACGCGCAGACGCCCCAGAAGACCCUGAUCCUUGACUUGGACGAGACGCUGAUCCACAGCAUGUCAAAGGGCGGCAGGAUGAGCACAGGGCACAUGGUGGAGGUCAAGCUGAACACAACUUACGUUGGGGUCGGCGGGCAAGCCAGCAUCGGACCUCAGCACCCUAUAUUAUACUAUGUUCACAAGCGACCGCAUUGCGACGAUUUCCUGCGACGGGUCUGCAAGUGGUUCAAUCUCGUGGUGUUCACGGCCUCUGUUCAGGAAUAUGCUGAUCCGGUUAUCGACUGGCUGGAAUCGGAGAGGAAAUUCUUCUCGGCACGGUACUACCGGCAACACUGUACAUUCAGGCACGGUGCCUUCAUCAAGGACCUGAGUGCUGUCGAGCCCGAUCUGAGUAAGGUCAUGAUCCUGGACAAUAGUCCGCUCAGCUACAUGUUCCAUCAAGACAACGCGAUCCCGAUACAAGGCUGGAUAAAUGACCCGACAGACAACGACUUGCAGCAUCUCAUACCGUUCUUUGAAGGUCUCCAGUAUGUCUCGGACGUGCGUGCUCUUUUAGCGCUGAGAGGAGGUGAGGACGGCCAGCACAUGGUAGUAUGA